CGUAGAGGGCGGUCUUUAUAUUUCAGGACAUUCAAGAUGGCAGCGUACAUAGCGACUGUAAACCAAGUCCGUAAAAAACGACGAUACUUUGGUCUAUUUUGAUGGCUAAUUUUGAUCUUACAACUCUAACAAGUAUGGAAGAAAUCCCGCAUACGAAAGAUCUCUUCAAUCAGUUAACCUUAGGUGUCGUAAAAUCGCUUGAAAAGAGGGCAGGGAUUUGUGACAUUACGCUUGCUGAUCUGCAGCCAGCGGAGCGCCACCAAGUGGUGUCCUGGGAACAGCGCAGCUCCUGCAUGCUGCCAGAUGACCUCAAGAGGUUUUACCUGACCUCAGAUGGGCUACUGCUGACAUGGUGUGUCAGAUUUGAUGAUCAGUUGCAGCCGGUCGGGCGGAUGGAGAUUAACAAGAUCAGCAAUGUGACCAAGCUGGCUGGAAAUAAAGCCCCCAGCAACGCCAACACGCCGUCACUAGCUGAUGUGGACUAUGCAAGCGAUGAGGAGCAGUGUGACGAGGACACUGAUGUUCCAGCCAAGCCACAUUUUGACACAAGGAGUCGCAUCUUUGAGCUGGAUCCCUGCCGAGGUAUUGCCAAGGUCUGUCUGGUCUACAGGAAUACCAAGCCAGGCAGCCCUGCCCAGCAUCCUGAGGUGUGGCUUCUAGACAGAGCCCUGAGGUGGCAUUUCUUGGCCCACACGUUCAGCCAGUACUUCCGCAUGAUGCUGAUGCACCUAGGGCUCCCCCAGUGGCAGCUGGCCUACACUGAUGUCGGCCUCAGCCCACAGGCAAAGCAAUGGUUUAACCUGUAUUCCCCGCUUCGGAUCAGGCUGGAUUCGGAGACUAGCCUGGCUGAGGAGGAACCAGAAAAGGACGAUAGUUGGCAAGCUGCCAAGGGAGCUCCUAAGAUGGACUCCACGGAAGUCAACAAGCUGGACUUUGGACGAGUCUUCAAAGGCAAAUCAGACAAGAAGUCUAAAUCAUCUCAAAACAAGAAGAAGCAUGGACCAGUCGGAAAACCGCUCUCUGGAGGCACAAAUAACCGAUCCGGUUCUCAAUUGGGCGGGGGCAGGCUCCGAUGACCCAACUGGGAACUUGGGCGUGAAAGCAACUAGAGGAAGUACGGCUGCGUCUGAAUUGCUAGUUUUGUGGCUAAGGCUUCAGUGUUUGACAUGUACACUCUGCAGUAAAUCAGUAAACAUCCGCAGCCAUAUCCUCAUCCCAAAAACACCUGUUUUGAACUCGACCCAACUUUUCUUGUCGGACUACAUGUGGUAAAUCCUUGUGGUUCUGGAUCUCCUAAAUGACUUGCACCUUGAGCAAUCUGACAAUCAUAAUUACAGGCUUUCAAGCUGACUCGGGUGAACAAGUAGGAGAACAGUAGGAUCAAAAGUAAACAAAAAACAAAAACAGGAUAAAAGUGAGACUUUUGCGGGCUUUCAGGAGUAGUUUUCUGUGAUACUUGCCUAUAUCCACAGCAUAAGCCUCAUUUGGCACGUACUCACAACACCGUGUGCUCCAUCAUGAACUAAGCUCUUGGAAAAUACAGUUGCUGUACUUCUGCGCCCAAUUAGCACUUUGAUUUUUCAUUUUGACAGUGUGCAACAUAGUCUAUGUAAUAGACCACGGCGAAUAUUAUGC
Molecule: messenger RNA, 1635 nt
Organism: Patiria miniata (bat star)
Lineage: Eukaryota; Metazoa; Echinodermata; Asteroidea; Valvatida; Asterinidae
Product: tubulin polyglutamylase complex subunit 2-like
Exons: 8
Coding region: 102-1076 (324 amino acids)
Biological process (GO): protein polyglutamylation
Source: RefSeq, a predicted model, not a curated record